This is a messenger RNA of Aspergillus ibericus CBS 121593, 924 nucleotides long. Its product is annotated as pre-mRNA-splicing factor SYF2. NCBI's taxonomy places the organism in Eukaryota, Fungi, Ascomycota, Eurotiomycetes, Eurotiales, Aspergillaceae. The transcript is spliced from 3 exons. Gene Ontology annotation, cellular component: Prp19 complex; post-mRNA release spliceosomal complex; catalytic step 2 spliceosome. The record is from RefSeq and is a predicted model, not a curated record. The coding region runs from base 1 to 924 and encodes 307 amino acids.
AUGCCUGCCGAGCAGUCUACAUCCAGCCCUUCCGACGCCAAGGAGAACCCCAAGCAGUCCGCAGAGAUCGAACAACUCGAUGGUGAUAGCAAGGAAUCCGGAUCGCCUUUAAAAGAGGCUGAAGGGGAAUCGGCCGCAAACGCUGGCGCGAAAGAAGAGUCCUCGGACAAGAACGAGGAUGAUGCCGCUUCGAAAGCCCGCCAACGGCAAGAAAGAUUCAAGGCCCUUAAGGCUCGCGCAAAAACCGCCACCGAGCGCAAUUUGAAAGAAACCGCUGCCGAGACACAGCGUCUCGCAACAGAUCCGUCGCUCCUUUCAUCGCUGUCCCGUAAACAUGCUUUCGCAUCGCACAACCUUCUCAAGGCAGACACGGAAGCCGCUGGCGAGGACUUUGAACGUAAGCGUGCUUGGGACUGGACCAUCGAUGAGUCGGAGAAGUGGGACAAGCGAAUGGAAAAGAAGCAGCGCCAUCGCGACAAUGUUGCAUUCCAGGACUACACCCAGGACGCCCGGAAAGUCUACAAGAGGCAGCUGCGAGAAGUGCAGCCCGACCUCGAAAGCUACGAGAGGGAGAAAAUGGCAGCGAUCGAAAAAGCUGCUGCGAAUGGCGACCUCGAGAUCGUUGAGACCAAUGACGGUGAAAUGAUUGCUGUGGACAAGAACGGUUCCUUCUAUUCUACAGCUGACAGUGUUGGGUUUACGGAAAACAAGCCUGAUCGUGCCGCAGUUGACAAGCUAGUGGAUAACCUUAGGAAGGCCGAGGAGGUCCGGCUUAAGAAGCGGAGGGAUCGCCGCGGUGACGAUGACGGCGACGUCACCUACAUCAACGAGAAGAACAAGCAGUUCAACCAGAAGCUGGCGCGCUUCUAUAACAAGUAUACUACAGAAAUUCGUGACAGUUUCGAGCGCGGUACGAUGAUAUGA